CGGGGGCCAUGGGCUCGGGGGCCAUGGGCUCGGGGGCGGCCGGCGGGCCGGGCCAUGGCGCGCCGCUCUGCCCUUGCCCUUCCCCGCCGCCGCCCCCCGCGCCGCGCUGCCCGCGGGGAACCCGCCGCCUCUCGGAAACCGGGGCCGGGACGCGGCGGAGCGAGGGCGCGGCGGGGCGCGGGGGGCUGCGGGCCGCCGCCUCGCUGCCGCACAUCGCGCGGGGCCGCGGGGAGGAGGGCGGCGGGCGGCGCAGCCCCUGCCUGCUCGUGGCGCUGCGGCCGCGGAAUGUGGAGGCGGAGCGGGAGCGGUUCUUCCGCGCCAGCUUCGCCUACGACCCGCAGUUCGAGUACGCGGAGCCGGUGCCCGCCGCCGUCCUGGACAAGUACGGGGCCGCCUCCGACCGCUUCGUGGCUCAGGCCAUCAGGAUCAUUCGUACUGUCCUGGAGAAGUACGGGACCUAUGAGAGCUUUGAGGUCGCCACGGGCGGGAGGCUGCUGAGCAAGUGCCAGAUCUGGUCUGUGAUCCGAAAGUACAUGCAGAAGGAAGGCUGUGUGGGAGAGAGAAGAAACUCGUGUGGGGAUAGCAGUAGCCCAGAGCACGAGCAGCUGGUGCGUCCCUGCCCACAGGCAGUCCUGGCAGGCAGCGUGGCCAGGCUGGUGGCAGCCACUGCAGCUGCCCUUUGUCCCCAGCACCGAUCGGCGAAGGCAGGAUCCCGCUUCCAGCACCGCAGGCAGCGCGCUCCUGGGACAGACGUGAUGCUGCUGGAGGUUUCCAUAUGCAUUUCAGUGGGCUCACAGCUUGCAGCAGAGAAACAUCUGGCCCCACUGGUGGUGGUGCAGCUCACCGAUGACCUCCUGUCCCAAGCAGUGAUGAUGGUGGAGGACAGCCGGCCCACGCUGGCCAUCAACCUGGCCGGAGCCCGGCAGCACUGGCUGGAGGGGAUGCUGCGCCACGAGAUAGGCACCCACUACAUCCGGGGAGUCAACAACACCCGCCAGCCCUGGCACAGCUCCGAGGGCCGCAAGCAAUACAGCUUGAAGCCUGCCAACCCCACGGAGGAAGGCUUGGCCAGCCUGCACAGUGUCCUGUUCCGCAAGCAGCCCUUCCUGUGGCGGGCAGCCCUGCUCUACUACACCAUCGAGCGGGCCAGCCGCCUCUCCUUCUCCGCCCUCUUCCAGGACCUGGAGCAGUAUGUGCAGGAUGCUGGUGUCCGGUGGGAGUACUGUGUGCGGGCAAAGCGGGGCCAGACGGACACCUCACAGCCAGGCUGUUUCAGUAAGGACCAGGUGUACCUGGAUGGGAUUCUCCGCAUCCUGCGCCAUCGGCAGACCAUUGACUUCCCACUGCUGGCUGCACUUGGAAAGGUCUCCUAUGAAGAUGUGAAUCGACUGAAGAAAUUUGGGGUCCUGGAGAAGGCCCGCAUCCCCCAUUUCAUGCAGGAUCUGGAGCGGUACAUGAAGCAGCUGGAUCACAUUGUCACCACCAAUGGCCUGAAUGAGGAGGAGCUGGAGCAGCUGCUGCCUGACUGAGGGGCACCUCCCCCAAACCAGCACCCCAAGGGUGUAACUGGUGCUGUUUAUUGGGUAUUUAUUGGGGCUGGAGCAGAGGGCAGAGCCCGAGGCGGGCGCAGUGCAUGUACCGCUGUCUAGGGUAGCGCGGCCGAGGGCCCGUGUGGUUGUGUUGAUGUGUCCCCUACAUCGUCCCUGUGUAUUUUGGGGACGGCUGUGUGGCUCCACGUGGCUUUGGGGAGCCAGAGAAGAGGGUUCAGGGGGAGCGAGGGCGGAGCUGGGGCAAUGUGCUGGUCCCCAAGUGCAGAAGGCUGUGCUGGGGGAGUUGCAAUGGGGGCACUUCCAUAGGGUACUGGGAGUGCUCCCAUCACUGCGCAGGCACCUAACCUGGGGCCAGCAGGCGGGGCUGGGGGCUCUGGGCUGUGCCUGGCAGGGAAUAAGGGCUGGACUGCACCCACAGAUUGCCCCAAGGAUGCCUUUUCUGCUCCCUGCCCCUUCCCUCAUGUCCCCGACCAGCAGCAGGAAGGACUUUAAUCCCCCAUUACCAACCUCCACCCAGCUCUGCACCCCAACUACAGCCACCCUGCGUGGCUUUGAGGACUCAGGGUGGGGAUUGGGCUUGAUGUUAGGAAAAAGUGUGUAAUAAAGGUGACAUAAUGGAAAA
Corvus hawaiiensis (hawaiian crow) is the source of this 2172-nucleotide messenger RNA. RefSeq names its product KIAA0895 like (gene MATCAP1). The coding region runs from base 9 to 1529 and encodes 506 amino acids. NCBI's taxonomy places the organism in Eukaryota, Metazoa, Chordata, Aves, Passeriformes, Corvidae. The transcript is spliced from 8 exons. The record is from RefSeq and is a predicted model, not a curated record.